AUGUACCAUGUGCCUCAGAAGAACGUUGGCGUGAAAAAGUGCAUUGCCUUCAAAGAUUCAAACAAAUCUAGCAAAUUGAAUUCAACCAGGUCUGUAAGUGAUCCUACUAAAGUAAAUGAUCCUACUGAAGUAAGUGAUCCUACUAAAGUAAAUGAUGCUACUGAAGUAAGUGAUCAUACUAAAGUAAAUGAUCCUACUAAAGUAAGUGAUUCUACUAAAGUAAAUGAUCCUACUAAAGUAAGUGAUCCUACUAAAGUAAGUGAUCCUACUAAAGUAAAUGAUCCUACUAAAGUAAGUGAUCCUACUAAAGUAAGUGAUCCUACUGAAGUAAGUGAUCCUACUGAAGUAAGUGAUCCUACUAAAGUAAGUGAUCCUACUAAAGUAAAUGAUCCUACUAAAGUAAAUGAUCCUACUAAAGUAAGUGCUCCUACUAAAGUAAGUGAUCCUACUAAAGUAAAUGAUCCUUCUGAAGUAAGUGAUCCUACUAAAGUAAGUGAUCCUACUAAAGUAAGUGAUCCUACUAAAGUAAAUGAUCCUACUAAAGUAAGUGAUCCUACUAAAGUAAAUGAUCCUACUAAAGUAAAUGAUCAUACUAAAGUAAGUGAUCCUACUAAAGUAAGUGAUCCUACUAAAGUAAGUGAUCCUACUAAAGUAAAUGAUCCUACUGAAGUAAGUGAUCCUACUAAAGUAAGUAAUCCUACUAAAGUAAGUGCUCCUACUGAAGUAAGUGAUCUUACUAAAGUGAGUGCUCCUACUGAAGUAAAUGAUCCUACUAAAGUAAGUAAUCCUACUAAAGUAAGUGCUCCUACUGAAGUAACUAAGUAA
Biomphalaria glabrata is the source of this 825-nucleotide messenger RNA. RefSeq names its product probable serine/threonine-protein kinase kinX. The transcript has 2 exons. Lineage: Eukaryota; Metazoa; Mollusca; Gastropoda; Planorbidae. The record is from RefSeq and is a predicted model, not a curated record. Bases 1 to 825 code for a protein of 274 amino acids.